This is a messenger RNA of Lepus europaeus (European hare), 1128 nucleotides long. RefSeq names its product pyrimidinergic receptor P2Y4 (gene P2RY4). The record is from RefSeq and is a predicted model, not a curated record. Gene Ontology annotation, molecular function: G protein-coupled UTP receptor activity; G protein-coupled purinergic nucleotide receptor activity. The transcript has a single exon. Gene Ontology annotation, cellular component: plasma membrane. The coding region runs from base 1 to 1128 and encodes 375 amino acids. NCBI's taxonomy places the organism in Eukaryota, Metazoa, Chordata, Mammalia, Lagomorpha, Leporidae. Gene Ontology annotation, biological process: transepithelial chloride transport; G protein-coupled receptor signaling pathway.
AUGGCCAGCGUAGAAUCCUCGCUGUUGCGAUCCCUGAGCCCCAGCCCAGCUCCCGGCGAUGGAGAGGUGGAGCUAGACUGCUGGUUUGACGAGGAGUUCAAGUUCAUCCUGCUGCCUGUGAGCUAUGCGGUCGUCUUUGUGCUGGGCCUGGGCCUCAAUGCCCCGACCCUCUGGCUCUUCCUCUUCCGCCUCCGACCCUGGGAUGCAACGGCAACGUACAUGUUCCAUUUGGCUUUGUCCGACACCUUGUAUGUGCUGUCACUGCCCACCCUCAUCUACUAUUAUGCAGCCCGCAACCACUGGCCCUUCGGCACUGGGUUCUGCAAGUUUGUGCGCUUUCUCUUCUACUGGAACCUCUACUGUAGUGUCCUUUUUCUCACCUGCAUCAGCGUGCACCGCUACCUGGGCAUCUGCCACCCACUGCGGGCACUACGCUGGGGCCGCCCGCGCCUGGCAGCCCUUCUCUGCCUGGCAGUUUGGUUGGUCGUAGCCGGCUGCCUCGUGCCCAACCUCUUCUUUGUCACGACCAGCGCCAGGGGUGCCACCAUCCUGUGCCAUGACACCACCCGGCCCGAGGAGUUUGACCACUAUGUGCACUUCAGCUCGGCCGUCAUGGGGCUGCUCUUCGGCUUGCCCUGCCUGGUCACUCUCAUUUGCUAUGGGCUCAUGGCCCGGCGCCUGUUCCGGCCCCUGCCCGGGGCUGCCCAUUCGUCAUCUCGUCUUCGUUCUCUCCGCACCAUCGCUGUGGUGCUGACCGUCUUCGCUGUGUGCUUCGUGCCUUUCCACAUCACCCGCACCAUUUAUUACCUGGCAAGGCUGGUGGAAGCUGACUGCCGGGUGCUGAACAUCGUUAACGUGGUCUACAAAGUGACUCGGCCCCUGGCCAGUGCCAACAGCUGCCUGGACCCCGUGCUCUACCUGCUUACUGGGGACAAGUACCGCCGUCAGUUCCGGCAGCUCUGUAGCAUUGGCGGGCCCCAGCCCCCCACGACUGCCUCCUCUCUGGCACUGGUGUCCCUACCGGAGGAUAACAGCUGCAGGUGGCCAGCCACUCCCCAGGGUGGCAGCUGUCUGUGCCCUCUGGCACAGACAGGUUGUAACUCCGCAACUCUGGAUGCUGGGAAGUGA